GAUCUCGCGUUCGCUAUCACGUACCAAGAUGGCGGCGUCCAUGGCGCUGAACUUGGACAAUUUGCCUUCGGAUCCUUUGCUGCUUAUCUUAUCGUUUCUGGACUUCAGAGAUCUGGUCAGUUGCAGUCUUGUAAGUCGGCGCUUGAAUGAGCUGACUGGUCAUAAUCCUUUAUGGAAGGGGCUUUGCCAGAAGCACUGGCUUCUCACCGAAGCGGAUAAGGCUCAGAGAGGGCAGAGCUGGAAGGAGCUGUUCCGGGAGUUUUAUGCCGAUUUAGGUCGCUACAUUAAUCACUACACCACACUGAAGAAAGCCUGGGAUGACCUGAAGAGCUAUCUAGGGCAGAAAUGCCCCCGAAUGAUAGCCUCUCUCAAAGAGGGCGCAAAGGAGGAGGAACUGGACGCAAUUGAGGCUCAAAUUGGCUGCAAGCUCCCUAAUGAUUACCGCUGCUCCUAUAGGAUACACAAUGGACAGAAAUUGGUGGUUCCUGGGUUGAUGGGCAGUAUGGCCUUGUCCAAUCACUAUCGCUCAGAGGACCUGUUGGACAUCGAGACAGCAGCAGGGGGGUUCCAGCAGAGGAAGGGCAUGCGACAGUGUCUCCCUCUCACUUUCUGCUUCCACACAGGGCUGAGCCAGUACAUGGCCUUGGAGAGCACAGAGGGCCGCGUACGCAGUGAAAUUUUUUACCACUGCCCGGAUCAACUGGCACAAGAUCCAUCUGCUAUUGAUAUGUUCAUAACAGGGUCCAGCUUUACGGAAUGGUUUACCUCAUACGUCCAGAAUGUAGUCACAGGAGAGUAUCCCAUCAUUCGGGACCAGAUCUUCAGGUACGUCCACGAUAAGAAGUGUGUGGCCACUACUGGUGACAUCACCGUGUCAGUCUCCACCUCAUUUCUGCCCGAACUCAGCUCUGUCCAUCCACCGCAUUUCUUCUUCACCUACAGAAUCAGGAUUGAGAUGGCACGGUCAGCACUGCCUGAGAGUGCAUGCCAGCUGGACAGCCGUUACUGGAAAAUCACCAAUGCCAACGGAAACGUGGAGGAGGUUCGAGGGCCUGGCGUUGUAGGGGAAUUUCCAGUGAUGACCCCUGGUAAAGUGCACGAGUAUGCCAGCUGCACCACAUUCUCCACCACCUCAGAGUACAUGGAGGGCCAUUACACCUUCCACAGGCUUAAAAAUAAAGAGGAAGUCUUUGAUGUCUCUAUCCCACGAUUCCACAUGGUGUGCCCACCCUUCCGCGAAUCCAUAGUUCGCUCGAGCUCAGUUAGUGAGGUGUCUGUUGCUCCUUUCCAUGAUGACAACUCCUCAGAUACAGAUGACUACGAGGAGGGAGAGCUGCGGGGUAUGAACAUGGCCGACCCCGGGGGCCGCUGUCCUCGUCACAUCUGAUGCACUUGUUACUUUCCCUCUCUCUCGCACAUACAUCUUCGCACAUACAUCUUCACACAUACAUUCACACAUACACAAACAGCAGUGCAACGGGGAGCAGUGUUUUUUAGAAUUCCAUUGUUUAUUAUACAGAGGCUUUGUGUCUGUCCUCUCGUGAACCUUCAAACCCAUGUGUGCGUGUAUAUGUGAAUAACGUUCUGAGAGAGAAUGAGUGACAAUGCGACACUAUAGUCGCAGUGUUCACUCUCAAAAAAGCUUACGAGAAAAGACUUGCAAACACGCACACACACAGCACUCAGUAAGCUUUUGUUUUGUACACACUGCCUGCACUGUUGUCAGCUCUGAACUUUAUGCUCAACCAAAAACAAAGAGACUGACACUAGCUCUAGUAGCUAAUGGCAAAUACUCAGACCAGCGCCGCUCCCGAAAUAUAGUAUUCUUCAAAGGGCCCAUCAUGGAGUAAUGAUAUUUUCCUCACUUCUAUGAAUAAGAAUACAUUGGUGAAUGUCAGAAUCUUUGUAAAAACUGUGUGUGGGGUUUUAGACGAAAUUUCUUCUAAAGAAUGGCUGGUGAAUGAGGCCCGUUGUUUCAAAACAUAUCAUUCCCGUCUAUAUUUGGAAGCAGCAAAAACAGCCUAUUUUUAAAUUGCUGUUUUUGAUGUUUUUUUGAUGUCAUACAUAACAUUUACAUAUAUCCACCUGUUCAGCAUACAGCAGUUACUAAUAGUGUUACAACCUGGGAUUCUUUGUGAAUGAGGCGCAAUACAGGGCAGCCAAUCAUACCAGAGCUCAUUUACAUAUUCAUUUACAUGUCAUCAGUUUUAAGACACAGUAACAAAAACAACUUGUUUAAUGCUAAAUGCUAAAAUAGGUUGGAAAAUUAUUAGUUAAAAUGAAUUAUGGCUGCGUAUGGUAUAUAAAACCCUAAACGGACAUUUUGGGGGUGGGGGGUAUACAAGAAUGAUAUAGGAUAUGGGCCCUUUUAAGAAAAAAGAACUAUUAACUAUUAUUGGGCUGUACAAAUUACAAUGAAAUUAGUGUUUUUGUUUUCCCUUUCCUUUGUGGCUUAAUUUA
Colossoma macropomum (tambaqui) is the source of this 2460-nucleotide messenger RNA. RefSeq names its product F-box protein 3 (gene fbxo3). The coding region runs from base 29 to 1387 and encodes 452 amino acids. Lineage: Eukaryota; Metazoa; Chordata; Actinopteri; Characiformes; Serrasalmidae. The transcript has 11 exons. The record is from RefSeq and is a predicted model, not a curated record. Gene Ontology annotation, molecular function: protein binding.